This is a messenger RNA of Syzygium oleosum, 730 nucleotides long. RefSeq names its product auxin-induced protein 15A-like. The transcript has a single exon. Lineage: Eukaryota; Viridiplantae; Streptophyta; Magnoliopsida; Myrtales; Myrtaceae. Gene Ontology annotation, biological process: response to auxin. The record is from RefSeq and is a predicted model, not a curated record. The coding region runs from base 114 to 539 and encodes 141 amino acids.
GCUCUCGGGACAAUGGGCAUGGGAUUAGACCACGAUUAAUGUUAUUGUAAGAUGAUAGGGCUCGAUGCGAUUAACGCAUCGCUAUCGGGAAAAACGUGGAGAAAUAUCUUCCAAUGGGACAUGCAAGGACAGACCAAGUACAACAGUCCUUGUGUUUGCUUAUAUUGUCUGUCCCGGUGCUCAAAUGGGGGGAGCUUAGAUCAGGCUUUGUUGAGUUAACAAAUCCAAUGGGAUUAAGAGCCAGCAAGCCGAGCAAGCUUGCCGGGCAGCGACGAGCGAAGUGGCUAGAGGGCGCCCGGAUGCCCCCGAGAGGAUAUGUUCCGGUAUGCGUGGGAGUGAAUGACGAUACGAAGCGGUUCAUCGUCCACACCAGAGCUCUCGCGGAUGCUGACUUCGGCCAGCUGCUGCGUAAGUCGGCCGAGGAAUUCGGGUUCCACAGCGAAGGGGUUUUGAGGAUACCGUUUGCAGCCGAUGAUUUUGAAGACUGGGUCGCGAGAGCUUCAAAGAUGAAGAAGAUCUUGAGGGCAAAGCCGGCUUAACCAGGUCGAAGAUUCGCGUUGUCACUGUUUAUCCGUAUCAUAAACCCAUUAGCAUGGGCCAUGUUCAUAGUGAUGCAUACAAAUGGAUGUAUCAUAGCUAAUUAUACAAGAGGAAUGGAGAAGAUUAUGCUGAACUACUCAAAAUUUUUCAUGAGGCUAAUGGUACAGAACAACGGGUCAUAAGCUAUAUC